Gilbertella persicaria is the source of this 336-nucleotide messenger RNA. RefSeq names its product Tctex-1. Gene Ontology annotation, molecular function: dynein intermediate chain binding. Gene Ontology annotation, biological process: microtubule-based movement. NCBI's taxonomy places the organism in Eukaryota, Fungi, Mucoromycota, Mucoromycetes, Mucorales, Choanephoraceae. Gene Ontology annotation, cellular component: cytoplasm; cytoplasmic dynein complex. The record is from RefSeq and is a predicted model, not a curated record. The coding region runs from base 1 to 336 and encodes 111 amino acids. The transcript has 4 exons.
AUGGCUUUAAUUUUGCAGGAAAAAAAAUUCAAUUCAGAAGAAGUUACAGCUAUUAUCAAAGAAAUUAUAGAAAAUACGCUUGGUGAUGCAGAAUAUUCUCAUGCCAAAGUAGCUACAUGGAGCUCAAACAUCAUUGAAGGAUGUCUGAACAAAUUAAAGAGUAUGAACUCAAAUUAUAAAUAUGUUGUUACCUGUGUGAUUCUGCAAAAUAAAGGAACCGGAUUUUAUACAGGAAGUUCUGUUUAUUGGGAUAACCAAAAUGAUGGCAGUGCUAGUUACAGACAUGAAUCUCGAUCUCUGUAUGCAUUGGUGAAUGUGUUUGCAUUAAACUUUUAA